Messenger RNA from Nothobranchius furzeri (turquoise killifish), 4085 nucleotides. The record is from RefSeq and is a predicted model, not a curated record. NCBI's taxonomy places the organism in Eukaryota, Metazoa, Chordata, Actinopteri, Cyprinodontiformes, Nothobranchiidae.
AUGGCCGCUGAAGCUAUCAACCUGAAUUAUAUGGAUUUACAAGAGAGUUGCAAGGAUCCACUGGACGAAUUAAGGUCUGUAGAAACUGAAAAACAGAUUAUCUUCAAUGAUAAGCAGGAUUUUUUAAAAGUUCUGAAAAAAAUUAACGACUACAAGGAUGAGCUUAAAAUCAUUUUCCAGCGAGAGAAAGAUGAUUUGGAAGACGAAAAUCAACGUCUAGAAGAAAAGAAACGGAGGCUUGAGCAGGAAAGCAAAGAUUUGGACACAGCUAAGACAGAAAUUCAAAAAGAAUGGAAGCAGAUUGAAGAAGUUAAAACAUCAAAUCAGGAAUUUCUAGAAGAUUUGAUUACGAAAAAAUCUCAAACGGAAAAGCUUUGGAAAUCGCUGCAAGACAGCAAAGCAAGCGCGAUUGAAGAAAUAAACCAGAUGAAAAGAGAUCUGGAGAAAGAGAAAUUCGAUUUUGAUGAAUCAAAGAAAUUAUCAGAAAACAAACUUGAAGAACUGAGACAAGCUUUGCUGGCUGAGAGAGACGAGUUUGAACAGCAGAAGUCUAGCUCAGAGCUGGAGAAUGAAAAUGCUCGACAGAUUCUGCAAGAAGAGAAAGAAAAUCUACAACUUAUUUGGCAAAAUCUGGAGGAAGAGAAGGUGGAUUUUAAAAAUGAGCUUCAAAUAGUAAAGCUAAAGUUAACUGAAAGUCAAAAUCAUUUACAGAAAGGCAUUCAAGAUGUAAUUCUCCAGACAAAAGCCCUGCAGGAAGAUCAGUUGAACUUUGAAAAAGCAACGGCUGAAACAGAAAAGGAGCAUGAAGAAAUAUACAGCUUUCUCCAGGAAGGCUGCACAUGGUUAGACUUGGAGAAACAAAGCCUGGAGCGGCAGAAACUCGAAUUUGUGGAAGUUCAGAACAAAUUGGAUCAGAAUAAUAAGGAACUCCUGCAAAAAGAGAGAGAACGGAUGAAUCAGGAGCUGCGAGAGGAAAAUAUUCACUUUCUUGAACUGAUAAAAGCAGAAAGACUUUGUCUAAAAAACGGUCAGAACAGUUUGCAGGAGGGAUUAGAAGAUCUGAUUCUCGACAGGAAAAAUUUUCAGAAGGAAAUGAUUCACUUUGAAACACAGAAGACAGAAUCUGAAAAGGAGAUUGCAGAAAUAUACAGUGGUCUCCAAGAGGGGUUCGACAUUUUACAUGUCGAGAAGGAAAGUCUGAUGCAACAGAUGGCAGAAUUUGAGCAAAAAGAGAAAGAAUCAAAUCAGCUUUAUCUGGAAGUUUAUCAGACUCUCCAGGAUGAAAGGGAACAUUUAGAGCUGAUGAAACAGAGUCUGCAGGAUGAAAAGAUUCACUUUGUUGAACUGAUGAAAACAGAAAGUCUUAGUUUACAUGAGAAACAAACUGAUCUGGAGAAGGGAUUAGAAGAUCUGAUUCUUGAUAGGAAGAGUCUGAGUGAAGAUAUGAUUCACUUUCAGCAGAAAAAGGAAGAUUCACCUCAUGAAAUGAAUUCAGUCCUUCAGACUCUGAAAGACGAGAGAGAAAGCUUAGAGCUGAUGAGGCAGGCUCUGGAACAGGAAACAGAGUUUGAAGAAGCAAAUCAAAAAGAAACCUCCAACAUAAAUGAUACAGAAACAGCUGCGGAGGACGAGGUAGAAAGUCCUUCUGCUCAGACUGAAUUUCUGCAGGAACGAAUGAUGAGUUUUGAACUUCCCCAGACUAAAUCUGAAGAGGAGAUAAGUGAAAUGUACAAUUAUCUCCAAAAUGGGCUUAUAUAUGUAGACGCUGGACUAGAAAGUCUGGAAAAUCAGAGGAAUACAUUUGAGGAGAUGGAGAAAGAGUCUCAUCAGACUUUACGAGACAUCCAGCGGGGUCUCCAGGAGGAGAGAGAUAGUUUAGAAAUGAAGAAACACAGCCUGGAGGAAGAAAAAUUGGAGUUUGAAAAUAUGAUUGCAACGGAAAAACUUAGUUUACAUGAGAGACAAAAAGAUCUGGAGAAGGGAGUAGAAGAUCUGAUUCUUGAUAGGAAAAUGUUUCAGAAGGAAAUGAUUCACUUUGAAACACAGAAGAAAGAAUCUGAACAGGAGAAUGCAGAAAUAUACAGUCGUCUCCAAGAGGGGUUCGACAUUUUACACGUCGAGAAGGAAAGUCUGAUGCAACAGAUGGCAGAAUUUGAGGAAAAAGAGAAAGAAUCAAAUCAGCUUUAUCUGGAAGUUUAUCAGACUCUCCAGGAUGAAAGGGAACAUUUAGAGCUGAUGAAACAGAGUCUGCAGGAUGAAAAGAUUCACUUUGUUGAACUGAUGAAAACAGAAAGUCUUAGUUUACAUGAGAAACAAACUGAUCUGGAGAAGGGAUUAGAAGAUCUGAUUCUUGAUAGGAAGAGUCUGAGUGAAGAUAUGAUUCACUUUCAGCAGAAAAAGGAAGAUUCACCUCAUGAAAUGAAUUCAGUCCUUCAGACUCUGAAAGACGAGAGAGAAAGCUUAGAGCUGAUGAGGCAGGCUCUGGAACAGGAAACAGAGUUUGAAGAAGCAAAUCAAAAAGAAACCUCCAACAUAAAUGAUACAGAAACAGCUGCGGAGGACGAGGUAGAAAGUCCUUCUGCUCAGACUGAAUUUCUGCAGGAACGAAUGAUGAGUUUUGAACUUCCCCAGACUAAAUCUGAAGAGGAGAUAAGUGAAAUGUACAAUUAUCUCCAAAAUGGGCUUAUAUAUGUAGACGCUGGACUAGAAAGUCUGGAAAAUCAGAGGAAUACAUUUGAGGAGAUGGAGAAAGAGUCUCAUCAGACUUUACGAGACAUCCAGCGGGGUCUCCAGGAGGAGAGAGAUAGUUUAGAAAUGAAGAAACACAGCCUGGAGGAAGAAAAAUUGGAGUUUGAAAAUAUGAUUGCAACAGAAAAACUUAGUUUACAUGAGAGACAAAAAGAUCUGGAGAAGGGAUUAGAAGAUCUGAUUCUUGAUAGGAAAAUGUUUCAGAAGGAAAUGAUUCACUUUGAAACACAGAAGACAGAAUCUGAAAAGGAGAAUGCAGAAAUAUACAGUCGUCUCCAAGAGGGGUUCGACAUUUUACACGUCGAGAAGGAAAGUCUGAUGCAACAGAUGGCAGAAUUUGAGGAAAAAGAGAAAGAAUCAAAUCAGCUUUAUCUGGAAGUUUAUCAGACUCUCCAGGAUGAAAGGGAACAUUUAGAGCUGAUGAAACAGAGUCUGCAAGAUGAAAAGAUUCACUUUGUUGAACUGAUGAAAACAGAAAGUCUUAGUUUACAUGAGAGACAAAAAGAUCUGGAGAAGGGAUUAGAAGAUCUGAUUCUUGAUAGGAAAAUGUUUCAGAAGGAAAUGAUUCACUUUGAAACACACAAGACAGAAUCUGAAAAGGAGAAUGCAGAAAUAUACAAUCGUCUCCAAGAGCCAUGUGAGGAAAAAGAGGAAGAAUCAAAUCAGCUUGAUCUGGAAAUGUAGAGCUGACGAGGCAGGCUCUGGAACAGGAAAUAGAGUUUGAAGAAGCAAAGAAGAGUUUCAAGAAUCUGAAGGACCAACAGCAUUUAAUGAGAGAAAUGCGAGUAACUGAACCCAAACAAUGUGACAAAGAUGGUUUAUUUGCGAGAAGGGACAGAAAAUCUUUUAUGACUCUUACUUUAGAUUUUCCUUAUAAUUUAGACUUACUUAUAAUUUAGAUUAAUAGUCCAAUCGUAUACUCAGGGGUUAGGGUUAGAGCUCAACUAUAACCAUGUGUCAUCAUUUGAACUUCAUGCACUUUAAGGGAAGCUAGGUUUCAAUCUAGGGGCGCUUCAACUCCGCCCAAACUGGGCUAGAAACACGUGCUAAUAAUUUAGACCUUUACUUAUAAUCGGGUUUCUAAUUACAGGGGAGCUAAGGGGAGCCCGGCUGUCUUCUUCAGGAUAUUUCUAGUUUAUUUAUUUAUUUACUUAUUUAUGGCAACGUAAUUAGCACACAACAUUGUAAAAAUGCCUCUUUAAUUGGCCUGCCAAAUAAUUAAUGAUUUGCUUUGAUGACAUCAUCAAAAGGGGUGGGGCAAGGGGAAUUCCAACAGAAAAUGUGUGCCAGGUUCCUUUUUAACAGUUCUUCAGGGAUUUUCUAGUUUAACCUAAAGU